Messenger RNA from Tetranychus urticae (two-spotted spider mite), 1804 nucleotides. RefSeq names its product dual specificity protein phosphatase 4. Gene Ontology annotation, biological process: negative regulation of MAPK cascade; endoderm formation; protein dephosphorylation. Gene Ontology annotation, cellular component: nucleus; cytoplasm. Gene Ontology annotation, molecular function: MAP kinase tyrosine/serine/threonine phosphatase activity. The record is from RefSeq and is a predicted model, not a curated record. Lineage: Eukaryota; Metazoa; Arthropoda; Arachnida; Trombidiformes; Tetranychidae.
CCAAAAUAAACUUGAGACGAAAAUGUAACUUAAAAUUGAAGAUCACAUCAACAUCAUCAGUUGUAAAAUUUAUCUGUGUUAGAUAAGUAUUAUUAUUAUUUAUGAUGGACAGUGAGAAUAUGGUGAUGCAUAGUGAUUCUAUUACCAAUAUUUUUGAUAUCUCAUGUGAAGUAUUGGAACAAUAUUUGAAAACAAAAUCAAAUGUUAUGCUGGUCAUUGAUUGUCGACCUUUCCUUGCUCACAAUGAAUCUCAUAUAGUAAACGCUAUUAACGUUCAUUGUCCACCAAUCCUUAGACGACGAACUGGAGGUCGACUACCAUUGAAGACAAUUAUCACCGAUAUUGUUGUCCGUGAAAGAUUGAUUGCUGGACAAUUUUUCCCAGUUAUACUCUAUGAGGAUUCAAUUUUAAACUCAAGUGAAUCUACAUGUGGCUUUGUUGCCAGGUGCUUACAGCAAGAAACCAGUCUUGAGUUCAUCUACAUCCUUAAAGGAGGCUAUCAACAAUUUGCACAUCGUUAUCCCAACUCUUGUACACGAAAUGGACACCUUAUCUCACCAGGCUACUCUAAUCUGAUUAAAAGUCCGUCUGCCGGUCAUUUAACCUGGUUAACGGUUAAAAAUGGAACCACCGUGGGUAGCUUUUAUAAGGGUAAUCACUCGCCGAGAACACCCAAAGCAUUAAACACCAUUUAUGGUCCACUUUAUAUGGAUAAUUCAAUUCAUUUAGUUACUCGUGAAAGUGAUCAAGGUGAACCUGUAGAAAUAUUACCCUACCUUUAUCUUGGGAGUGGUUAUCAUGCCUCAUGUAAACGUAACUUGGAAAAGUUAGGAAUCACGGCUUUACUGAAUGUGUCUCAAAAUUGUCCCAACUAUUUUGAAGAUACAUUUAUCUAUAAAUGUAUUCCAGUUGAGGAUUCAAGUUCCGAAGAGAUUAGCUUAUGGUUUGACGAAGCAAUUGAUUUUAUCGAUUCAAUCAAGCAAUCAAAUGGUAAGGUGUUGGUUCAUUGUCGAGCUGGAAUCAGUCGAUCAGCAACAAUAUGCAUGGCUUAUUUAAUGGCAACCAAAAAAUUACGGAUGGAAGAGUCUUAUGAGUUUGUUAAAUCACGACGGCGAAUUGUUUCACCCAAUUUUAACUUCAUGGGCCAAUUAUUAGGAUUUGAGGCUAAAUUAUUUAAUUCACCAACCGUUAAUGGACUGCGAACUAGUAAUAAGAAGUGCAUGGAGCCACCGAGAUCAACUUUAAUUGCUUUCCCAGCCAACAAUUUAAAUGGCUCUCAUUGUUCCUUCAACAAUUGCCUUUCUUCGUCUUCAUCAUCUUCCUCUUCUUCUUCACCUUCUUCAUCCUCUGACCAUCCACCUUCGCAUCUCUCACAUUUUCAUAAUAACAUCAACAGUAAUAACAAUAAUAUUAACAUGAAUAAUAAUGUUGUUACUGAUAACCCUCCAGCAACACCUUCAACAGACUCUCGGACUCCUGAUUCUUCCUCCUCACCCAUAUCCGCUUCCUCUUCUCUAUCAUCUUCUCUUUCAUCUUCCCUCUCAUCUUCUCUAUCAUCUUCAAAGGUAUCUUCAUCUUCAUCCUCGUCUUCAUCUAUACCUGGAAUUGCUACCAUUGACUCGUCAUCUUCUGUCUCUUCAUCAUCUUCAGCAUUAUCAUCUUCCUUUUCAUCAUUUUCCUCUUUUUCCCUUGACCCUUAACCUUAACUCGUAAAAUGUAAUAUUUUUAUCAGCAAAACAUAUUGUAAUGUUGUAAUAUUAUAAUAUUGGUAAAUGGGUAAAUCUUUUUUCUUUUCGGUAAAAAA